AGCAAUUGAGUUAUACACACUAAUAAGAAUUACUUUUGGGAUCACUCCAGCCCUCCAACGUCAGUAGCUCGUUUGCUUUUCCGACAAAUUCGAUAAGGACCGGGAGGGACUUUCGUCACAGGGAAAUCUCGCGCAUAUGCAGCUGCCAGCGUCACCCCACAUCAGCCCCUCCAUCGAUUGACCUAGAGCCAUUCAACAAACAUUCGGCGCCUCCCACGCCAAUUCUUUCCAUUCCCUUCCUCGACGUAAGUAGUCUUCGAUUCUCCUCUUUUCGCUUCAAAAGAACACAUUGGUUCUUCAAAGUACCCUUCGAGACCUUCAAGAGCUACAUAAGGCACUACAGCUUCGGGACGACUUUCAUACCACCAUGUCUCUCUCCAACAAGCUCUCCAUUACCGACGUCGACGUCAAGGGAAAGCGUGUGCUCGUCCGAGUCGAUUUCAACGUCCCCCUUGACGCCAACAAAAAUAUCACCAACAAUCAACGCAUCGUGGGCGCGCUCCCUACAAUCAAAUAUGCCGUCGAGCAGGGCGCCAAAGCCGUGAUCCUGAUGUCGCACCUCGGCCGCCCGGAUGGCAAACCAAACCCGAAGUACAGUCUCAAGCCGGUUGUUCCCGAGCUCGAGAAGCUGCUGGACGGGCGGAAGGUAAUUUUCGCCGAGGACUGUGUGGGGAAGGAGACAGAGGCAACGGUCAAUGCCGCGACCGAUGGGCAGGUGAUUUUGCUCGAGAAUUUGAGGUUUCAUGCUGAGGAAGAGGGGAGUUCGAAGGAUGCUGAGGGGAAGAAGGUUAAGGCGGAUAAGGCGAAGGUGGAGGAGUUUAGGAAGGGGUUGACGGCUUUGGGGGAUAUUUAUAUCAACGAUGCCUUCGGAACAGCACAUCGUGCCCACAGCUCUAUGGUCGGCGUAGACCUCCCGCAAAAGGCCUCCGGGUUCCUUGUCAAGAAGGAGCUCGAGUACUUCGCCAAAGCCCUUGAGGACCCUGCAAGGCCCUUUCUUGCAAUCCUCGGUGGCGCCAAGGUCUCCGAUAAGAUCCAGCUCAUCGACAACCUGCUCAGCAAGGUCAAUAGCCUUAUCAUCUGCGGUGGUAUGGCUUUCACGUUCAAGAAGACGCUUGAGGGUGUCGCUAUCGGAAACAGCCUGUUCGACGAGGCUGGCAGCAAGACAGUCGGAGACUUGGUUAAAAAGGCAAAGGAUAACAAUGUCAAAAUUGUUCUGCCAGUAGAUUACAUUACUGCGGACAGCUUCUCCAAGGAUGCAAAGACCGGAUAUGCCGAGGAUAAGGAUGGUAUUCCAGACGGCUGGAUGGGACUUGACUGCGGCGAGAAGUCGAUUGCCCUGUACAAGGAAACCAUUAACGAGGCAAAGACAAUCCUCUGGAACGGCCCACCAGGUGUCUUCGAAUUCGAGGCCUUCGCGAAUGGCACAAAGAAAACCAUGGAUGUCGCCGUCGCCGCUGCACAAAGCGGAAAGAUCGUCAUCAUCGGUGGUGGUGACACUGCGACCGUUGCCGCCAAGUACGGUGUAGAAGACAAGCUCAGCCACGUAUCUACUGGAGGUGGAGCAUCUCUCGAACUGCUUGAGGGCAAGGAUCUUCCAGGUGUGUCGGCUCUGUCAAGUAAGUAGAUCAUGACCAGUGGCUCAGAGUAUUGGCUUAAAAUAGAUGGGAAGGGUCUUCCUCGAGGUUAUGACGUAUGUUAUUAGUUCUUCAAGGGUUCAAUACAGCUCGACUGAUACUUUAGUCUUCACGAUAUACUUGACCCAUUAUGCCAUGUGCCUGUUUGUAUUGCCUGGA
This is a messenger RNA of Lindgomyces ingoldianus, 1793 nucleotides long. Its product is annotated as phosphoglycerate kinase. Gene Ontology annotation, cellular component: cytosol. Bases 368 to 1624 code for a protein of 418 amino acids. Gene Ontology annotation, molecular function: ADP binding; ATP binding; phosphoglycerate kinase activity. Gene Ontology annotation, biological process: glycolytic process; gluconeogenesis. The record is from RefSeq and is a predicted model, not a curated record. NCBI's taxonomy places the organism in Eukaryota, Fungi, Ascomycota, Dothideomycetes, Pleosporales, Lindgomycetaceae. The transcript has 3 exons.